This is a messenger RNA of Clonostachys byssicola, 2424 nucleotides long. The record is from the annotation of a GenBank genome assembly. NCBI's taxonomy places the organism in Eukaryota, Fungi, Ascomycota, Sordariomycetes, Hypocreales, Bionectriaceae.
AUGGGCGUUCGAGUUUCUCUUUGUCUUUCGCUGCUGGCUAUUCUUGGUAGAACAGCUGCAGCUGAAGUUGACAUCCUUGACUAUAUUGACCCCCUGAUCGGAACUUCAGAUGGCGGCCAUGUGUUUCCUGGUGCCAGUUUGCCAUUCGGAAUGGCUAAAGCUGUGGCCGACGUUGAUAAAGAGACUCAAGGCGGCUUUGCGUCCAACGAUGGGCUGAUUACUGGCUUUUCCCAUAUGCAUGAUAGUGGGACCGGUGGCGGCUCCUCCCUAGGGAAUUUCCCUUUGUUCCCACAGACCCACUGCCCGAACGAUGACUUGAAUCAAUGCGAGUUUCCUAAGAAGCUACGCGCUGUAGAUCGAAUUAAUGGGACAGUGAAGGCUCGUCCGGGCUAUUUCGCUGUCACUCUAAACACAUCUAUCGUCGCGGAAGUCACCGUUAGCAACCAUACUGCCCUCUACAGAUUCAAUUUCCCCAGUAACCAAAGCGUUUCGAGUUCUGGCAACAACUCGUCGCCUUCUUCAUACAGCCCCUUGAUCCUAGCUGACCUGACCGAUCUGGCAAACUCGAGGACUGAUGGCAGUAUUCAGGUGGAUGCUGAAACGGGGCGUAUCACAGGUAAUGGGACUUUCACUCCGUCCUUCGGCAUAGGAACCUAUACUCUGCACUUUUGUGCCGACUUCAAUGGAGCUGAUAUCCGUGACACUGGUGUUUUCAUCAACAACCGGGCAGGCAAUGGGACCAAGAGCCUCAAAGUCUACAAGGACGGAAACAAUAAUCCUCCGUUGCCAGCAGGCGCCUGGGUGCGCUUCAGGCAGCCCGAAUCAAACCAAGUGCUGGCUCGAGUCGGUCUUUCAUUCUUCAGCACGAGCCAGGCUUGUAGGAAUGCUGAGAGAGAGAUCCAGGAUUUCGAUUUUGAGGGCACCAAAGAGAUCGCAGAGGAUGCCUGGCGAGCCAAGCUAGCGCCAGUGUCAGUAGAUGACACCGGGCUGGAUCAAUCGAUUAAAAGGAUCUUCUGGAGCGGUCUUUACCGCUCGUUCCUGUCCCCUCAAGACUAUACUGGAGAGAACCCAUUGUGGGAGAGUGACGAACCAUACUUCGACUCGUAUUAUUGUAUUUGGGAUAGUUUCAGAAGCACACACCCGCUUCUGACCUUAGUUGAUCCCCACGCACAAAGUCUUAUGGUUCGCAGCCUGAUCGAUAUCUAUCGUCACGAAGGCAAACUCCCUGACUGUCGGAUGUCACUCUGCCAAGGUUUUACCCAAGGCGGAAGUAAUGCUGAUAACCUCCUUGCUGAUUCAUACCUCAAGGGUCUCAGGGACGGGAUCGAUUGGGAGACAGGUUACGAAGCCGUGAUAUCGGAUGCUGAGGAGCAAUCAGAGAUAUGGACUGUUCAAGGGCGUGGAGGGCUUGAUAGCUGGAAGACUCUCGGGUACAUCCCAACCGAUGAUUUCGAUCCCCAUGGUGUUGGCCUGUUCACACGUUCCAUCUCUCGCACAAUCGAGUACUCAUACAACGACUUUUGUAUUGCUGAAAUGGCACGAGAUAUGAACAAGACAGGUGACGCCGAAAAGUAUCUCGAAAGAUCAGGAAACUGGGUCAAUAUGUUUGAUCCUGAUUCCCGAUCUCUACUCAAUCUAACAGGUAGUCCUGACCCAGUAGCUCUCGUCGACAGCGGCUUCCAGGGGUUUCUCCAACCAAGAUAUGCAAAUGGGACAUUCGGCUACCAAGACCCGUCUAUUUGCACCUUCCUCUUCAAUUUCACUUCAUGCUAUCUCAACGCGAAUGGCCAUGAGACUUAUGAAGGCGGCGCGUGGCUCUACACGUUUUACGUCCCGCAUAAUCAAGCGGGCUUGAUCCCUAUGCUCGGGGGACCCGAGGAGUUCACUCGCCGACUACAGUAUCUCCAUGAUACCCCGGGUCUCCUUUACGUUGGAAAUGAGCAGUCCUAUCUCCUCUUCUUCCUAUUCCAUUUCACAGGCCGGCCAGGGUUGUCCGCGGAAACGGCACACAAGUACAUACCGAGCAGUUUCAACGACACCACUAGCGGCAUCCCUGGAAACGAUGACUCGGGAGCCAUGGGGAGCUUCACCGCUCUGACGAUGAUGGGGCUGUACCCAAUGAGUGGGCAGGAUGUCUACCUCAUCAUUCCGCCUUUCUUCGCCGAGGUCAACCUCACGAAUCCUCAGUCAGGCAAGACGGCUACUAUACGCUCUAUAGGGUUCGACGCAUCAUAUGUCAACAUAUAUAUUCAGAGCGCUACGCUUAAUGGCGAACCGUACACCAAAUCCUGGAUCACGCACAGUUUCUUUGUGGAGGGCGGUGUCCUGGAGCUGACAGUCGGGUCUCAUGAGAGUUUGGCUUGGGGCGUGGGAGAGGAUAAUGUUCCUCCAAGCGCAUCUACUCACUUUUGGGGGAAGGCUUGA